Mya arenaria is the source of this 2783-nucleotide messenger RNA. RefSeq lists its product as uncharacterized. The record is from RefSeq and is a predicted model, not a curated record. Gene Ontology annotation, molecular function: scavenger receptor activity. The coding region runs from base 70 to 2124 and encodes 684 amino acids. The transcript is spliced from 13 exons. NCBI's taxonomy places the organism in Eukaryota, Metazoa, Mollusca, Bivalvia, Myida, Myidae.
CAACGUUCGUGAGACGAAGAUGCACUUAUUUACCAACUUCCUUAUUUCAGAUUCUCACAUUCGUUCACAAUGUGGGAUUACCGACAUGUUGGAUUUAUUUAUUUUGUUAUGUAUUUUAACAAAUUUUACCUUUCAAUGAGUUCAGCCUGCAAUGUCGACAGUAAUGGUUUUCAUCGUUUCGGGCCAAACUGUGAACACCUUUGUCACUGCGUUGGAAACCAGAGGUGUGAUGACGUAACAGGGGAGUGUGACGAGUGUGAAGUACCCUGGUUUGGACCAGCAUGCCAGUACUAUGACAUUGCAUUUGAUUUUUUUGACACGGACAAUAAGAGGGCAUACGGGUCACGGCACUUAGAUAAUAAUUUUCCACCCAAGUAUCCAGAUCUUGCCCAAGAUGGAGACUAUUCAACCUGUUGCUCAACAAACAUCGCAUCUGCUGGAAGUCAUAGACAUAUUAAUCCCUUCUGGAGCAUUUACUUCGUCAACACAACACGAUUUUAUGAUUUCCAACUGUUGUUAUCAGACAAUGAAACUCUCAGAGCGGACUUUAACGGAUAUAAAAUCUACAUAGAAAACCUGACAUCAUGGGGUUACGAAGAUAAGGAACGAAACUAUAUACCGCCGAACACUAGUCGUUCCCUGUGUUACCAGCACGACGGUAGCAAAAUCACGAAUCGAACCAUGGUUGUGCAAUGUGUCAAGACUUUGAUUGGGAACUCAGUCAGGAUUGAGAUGGUCAACAGAUAUACACAGCUAGUUCUCUGUGAUAUUAAAAUUAGCGCAGGAAGGAACAUAGCGUUUGGGAAAAGGUUAACUCUAAGCCCGAACAGCAUACGGAGUACGUUUUCAUCAACAGGAGCAGUUGAUGGAAACACAGACAAUACGCAUAUACACAACUGUUCUGGAAUGCACGGCAAUGAUAUCACACCAAAAUGGAUACAAGUAGAUCUGAUGCAACAUGUUGACUUGAACUUGAUUGUGAUCACUGGAUAUCAAACAGAUGGUUUCCUAGAUUCUGGAUUUAAAAUUGAAGUAUCGAACAAUUCAACAAGUCUUUUCGAAGAGGUUUUUGAUAAUUCAACCGACUUUCGACCAAUGGCUGGCAUUUUCUUGACGUCACAAGGGCAAUAUUUCAAAAUACGGCAAAUGGCUGCAAAACGACACUUUGCUGUGUGUGAAAUACAAAUCUUUGGAUUUUGUCCGGAGAACUAUUGUGGAUACAACUGUUCUGUUCCCUGUCACUGUCGAAUCCCAGGAUCUAUGAAGGACAGACUAACCGGAGUUUGUACUUCCGGUUGUGCUGGCAGGUGGACAGGAAGGAAUGGAUUGUGCAACCAUGAUUGUAGCAAAACCACGUGGGGAGAGGAAUGUAAAUAUCAAUGUGGCCACUGCAACAAUGGAGAUUCGUGCAACGUUAGCAAUGGGCACUGCAAGGCAUGUGCAGCGGGCUAUAAGCCGACUCCAAAGUGUGAUGAUGAAUGUGUUGAUGGAAUUUAUGGAUUAUACUGCAACAAGACGUGUAGUUCAAAAUGUAAAGGAACUUGUGGAAAAUCACUUGGUGUCUGUCCAGAUUGUUUCGCAGGGUUUACUGGCGAUUAUUGCGACAAAGAAUGUGUCAAUGGGACAUUUGGGCCUGGAUGUAGAUGGAAGUGUCAUUGCUUUGCUGGGGAGCCAUGUGACAAGCAGUCAGGCUUGUGUGAUUACGGAUGUGACCCGGGAUGGUUUGGAAAAAGUUGUGACCGAGAAUGUCCAGGUGGCACGUAUGGACGCAUGUGCUACAACAGCUGCAGUCACAAAUGUAAACGAGGAUGUAACAAAGUUGAUGGUGCAUGCAAUGGCUGUGCGGACGGCUGGAAGGGACAUUUGUGCGAUGAGAAGAAUUUUACCGCUUCUGAGAUUACGGGGGUGGCUGGAGGGUCAGUAGGAGUUUGUCUAUUUCUUCUUGGACUGAUAUUUGCUAGUGUUCUUGUAUAUCGAAGAUACAAGUCGGCAUCGAAAAAAAGAGACACAACUAAUGUUGUUCAAGACAUAGAAUAUGCUAAUGCUGGGAGAGCAUCCGAAGUCCCGUACGAAAUGACUGAUAAAAACAGCGAUGCACAUAUGUAUCAGGCUCUUCAGAACUGACACAUGUCUAAAACGGAGAAGCAAUCGACAUACAAGGGCCACUUAUGGUUAUGAAUGUUAAUGUUCUUAGGUACAUGUACCAUCUUAUUCUCAUACUCAUUAUGUCAAUUUGAUUUAUUGCAGUGUUCAAUAUAUAUAUAUGUACGGACAUCGUUAUGCUAUCAGUCGUCUUGUGUAUUGCAUAUGUUACCAAAAACUAUAAAUAUAUUAAUUAAAUUAGUUCUCCUAUACUUGAUAGCUACUUUUAAUUCAAUGUCGCAGUUUUGUUUACUUGUUGUUAUUUCUUAAAUAUGUGUCGGAAAAAUCUAUACAUAGGUUAUGUUUAUCUUAUUGUUGUAUGUAUAACAACCGACAAUAAACCGAUAUUGACUUGAAUAUAUUUUGGUUACUGGAAGCCCAGGUCAUUAUUCACAAAGCGGUUUCAAGUUCACCUAAUAAUAAGUUAAAAAUUGCAACAAUGUAAACACGGAAUAGUGUAAAUUGUUUCUUCAACAAGUGCAGUUUGUUGAUUUGAAUUUGUUAAGAACAGCACGAUCUACUUAUGUUUUUCAACCUGUUAUUUUAGUUGUUCCUUAAGGUGAUACAAUUGGUGAGCAGUAUACUUAGUAAACAAAUAUAAUAAUGUCAGAUUUAGAAAUGUGAAUAAAUAUAACAAAAUA